UUAUUUUUUCCCGUCACUUUACUCUUUUUGUUGAAAAAGUUGAAAUAUAUACAGUAGUAUUUCUCAUUUCCGGUCCAGAUCUGAUCCCAAAAACCACACAGGUUCAGCUUUUAGAAUAUCAAAACAGAGAUCAUGGGUCGUGGUGUCAGCAGUGGAGGAGGACAAAGUUCACUCAACUACCUUUUCGGUAGUGCAGGUGAGCCAAAGCCCGCCACAGUUGCCACAGGCAAUGCAGAGGCCCAAGCACUGGCUGCACCGAGCCAGGUCAAUGUUGCGGCUGUCAGCGAGCCGACUCCUAAACCUGUGGCGGCUGUAACACCGCCAGAUAUCACAAAACAGGUUCCAGCUGGCAUCCAGAGUAGCAAGCUUAACAACUAUGUCCGGGCUGAUGGUCAGAAUACUGGCAACUUCCUCACGGACCGUCCUUCAACCAAGGUUCAUGCUGCUCCAGGGGGAGGAUCUUCCUUGGGUUACCUGUUUGGCGAUGGGAGCACUUGAUAUCAUCGUUUGUAAAAUAUAAAAUUUCAAGUAUUGUUUGUUGUUGGUUUGAAUCCUUGGUGUGGUUUGAAGAUUAGAAAUCCUUGUUUUGUUGCGACUUUGACAUUGAGAAUUGUAAUCUAUGUUAAUUUUAAUCUCAGAUGGUCUUUCUACAAAA
Erigeron canadensis is the source of this 655-nucleotide messenger RNA. Its product is annotated as protein SPIRAL1-like 1. The coding region runs from base 133 to 498 and encodes 121 amino acids. Gene Ontology annotation, biological process: cortical microtubule organization. Gene Ontology annotation, cellular component: cortical microtubule, transverse to long axis. The transcript is spliced from 3 exons. Lineage: Eukaryota; Viridiplantae; Streptophyta; Magnoliopsida; Asterales; Asteraceae. The record is from RefSeq and is a predicted model, not a curated record.